This is a messenger RNA of Aureococcus anophagefferens, 852 nucleotides long. RefSeq lists its product as hypothetical. NCBI's taxonomy places the organism in Eukaryota, Pelagophyceae, Pelagomonadales, Pelagomonadaceae. Gene Ontology annotation, molecular function: UDP-glucose:glycoprotein glucosyltransferase activity. Gene Ontology annotation, cellular component: endoplasmic reticulum. The transcript has a single exon. The record is from RefSeq and is a predicted model, not a curated record. The annotation marks the transcript as partial.
AGGGACGGCACGGUGCACGUCUUCUCCGUGGCGUCGGGCCAGACCUACGAGCGGCUCCUGCGGAUCAUGAUGGGGUCGGCCGCGCUGGCGACGUCGCGGCCGCUGAAGUUCUGGCUCCUCGCCGAGUUCCUGUCGCCGGCCUUCGACGCGCCGGCCCUGGCGGCGGCGCUGGGCGCGGACAUCGAGCUCCUGGACUCGCCGCCGUGGCCCGAGUUCUUGACCGACGACUUGGACCGGUCGAAGGUCGGCAUCCGCGGCGACAAGCAGCGGCUCAUCUGGGCCUACAAGCUCCUCUUUUUGGAUGCCCUCUUCCUCGGGCGCACGGACCGGGUGAUUUUCGUCGACGCGGACCAGGUCGUCCUGGGGGACCUCGCGGAGCUCUUCGACAUGGACCUGCGGGACGCGCCGUACGCGUUCGCGCCGUUCUGCAAGGGCGGCGACGCGAACCCGACGACGCGGGGCCACCGCUUCUGGGACGGCGGCUUCUGGAAGACGCACCUCGGCGAGUGGUACGACUACCACAUCUCCGCGCUCUUCGUGGUCGACGUGCCGGCGUUCGCGCGCUACGGCGACUCGAUCCGCGGCGCGUACAAGGGCAUGGCGCCGAACCCGGACUCGCUCGCGAACCUGGACCAGGACCUCCCCAACUACCUCCAGACCAACGGCGUGCCCAUCCUCGCCCUGCCCCAGGAGUGGCUCUACUGCGAGACGUGGUGCCACCCGCGCACGAAGCCCGCGGCCAAGUCCAUCGACAUGUGCCAGAACCCGCUGACGAAGGAGCACAAGCUCGACAUGGCGCGGCGCAUCGCCGACCCGCUCUGGAGCGCCCUCGACUCCUACUUCGCGCGCCUC